Plectropomus leopardus (leopard coralgrouper) is the source of this 1176-nucleotide messenger RNA. NCBI's taxonomy places the organism in Eukaryota, Metazoa, Chordata, Actinopteri, Perciformes, Serranidae. The record is from RefSeq and is a predicted model, not a curated record.
CUGCAGAGCAGCUCAGCAGCUCCCUCAGGGGAAGGAAAACUGUUGUUUUGCGCAUGCGCACACCUGAGCAUGCUCCACCUGUUGAAGCCACUUAUAAUCAGUUCCCACCUCUCAGAGCUGCUCACCUGACGGAGCAACAUGAAUCCAACAGUCAGCAGAGACGGUUCACAGCCGCCAGAGCACUACAUGCCGCAGCCGUCAUCAUCAUCAGGAGGAGGAAGUUUGUAUCUGGAUGCCUUUGAGGUCUCUUUCCCUCUGGAGGAGAACAUCCAGAGACCAGCUGCAUAUCACCUGAACCAGGGUCAGCAGGUGAUGGAAGAGCCCGUCGUGCACGAGCCUCCUCACUCUCAUUACAGCCCUUUCAUCCUGGUCUCUAACCUGCGAGCUCACCUGUACGUCACGCUGGAGAAGAACGCCUGGCUGCAGAAACGCAUCGAGGAGCUGGAGGAGGAACGCAACUUCCUGCGCUGCCAGCUGGACCGCUUCAUCGUCAGCAUGAGGGGUCCGGAGGUGACAAAUUGGUGUGGAGAGUCUCAUCGUGCUGUGAAGAUCCAGCCGGCCGGCUCUCCUUCUCCCCUGUCCCCCAUGACCACCAGGUCUGGGAUGACCCUCAAACGGCUGCAGGGACCAGGAUCCCGGGCCCGCCGCAGCGCCGCCAUCCCUGUGAAGCAGGAGUUUCAUAUUGAGGAGGAUAAAUACUACACCGAGGACGAGUACAUGGAGGAAGAGGAGGAGGAAGACGAGGACUCGUCGCUGGAGAAGGGGUCAAAGAAGAAAGGUCGAGGGCGAGCCAACGGAGAGCCGAGGAUGAAGAUGAGGAGGAUCUUCAGGAUCACGCACGGGAGGGAGAGACAGAGAGUUAAAGACCCAGAGGGGGUUUUGAUUCGUUACAAAAAGAUCCUGAUGACCUAUCAGCGGGUGCGGAGCAUGUCCCGAGCUUUCCACAUCCACGGGGUCGACAGAAACACCAUGGCCUCCACCUCGCCCAUCGCAGAGCUGCUGCUGGUGGCUCCAGAUAAGGUGGCGGAGGUCGGGGAGUUCGAGGCGUCGAAGGAGAAGCUUUUGGAUUACGCCCGGCGGUGCUACAAGACGAUGGACGAGCAGACGCACGCAAAGGUUCAAACCCUGAAGAAGAGUCACAAGCUGCUGCCAAUCUCCUACAGGUUCAGAAACUGA